Messenger RNA from Protopolystoma xenopodis, 300 nucleotides. Lineage: Eukaryota; Metazoa; Platyhelminthes; Monogenea; Polystomatidea; Polystomatidae. The record is from the annotation of a GenBank genome assembly.
AUGUUGUCGCGAUUGAUCUGCCUUUCAAACCGGUCGCGGCACAUUCGGCCCGCUUGUGGAGCAAUGGACGGGAAGAGAAAAGUAGAAGUGGAGAGCAAAGACAAUUCAGUUUGGAAAGCGGUUCGACCCGACCGGACACGAAGAGAACGUGAAGCCGACUGCGCAAUGCCUUGCGGGCUGUCUCGGCUGACGUCGUGUCGGUUCGCCGUUGGGCAACUUUACCACUUUCCAGGCCUGCGGAUGCAUGAACGACGCAGGAUCUUCUCUGUCCCUAUUGUGGGCCUUCUCAAGCAUGUGUAG